CGUAUAAAUGAUCAAUCAUUUCUUUUGCUCUCUUUUGUAAAAAUCAGGAAACUACAACAUUCAUCAGUAAAAUGUAAAGAGAUGCGGCUGAUCGACAUGAAACCUGAACCUCUUCAAGAUUCAUCCCCGCAAUAUUCAGACAAUCUCAAGUCCUCAGAUGCCCAUGAAAGUGACAGCGACAGAAACGAAGACAAUGCCGGAGAGGAGGAGCGCAGAACGACAAGAGACACGAAACCCGGAUCAAAGGUUUCCAUGGCAGACAGAACAGUACAGACUCCAGCUGGGACACAGAGAGAAACGGAUCCAAGACAAAGUCACGUCGUCAGUAUCAUAAGUGAUGGAGCGGGUUGCUCCAACCCACAAGACUCAGAGCAGGAACAAAUGUGCAAAUUACGCAGCGGUUUCGCACACAGCCGUGUUUAUCCACCGGAAUUGAACACGCAUCUGUGGGAUCCGAGUGUCCCCGGCGGUCUUCUCCACUCCGCUCAGGUGAACACCUGGAACAGCUGUGCCACCGUGGACAGAGCGGCGUCGUGUGGACUGAGCCUGGCAGCACCUGUCAGGACUCCAGGAACCCCAGGGUUUCCCAUCAGCCUUCAGCAGCAGGCGCUGGUACAGGACCUGAUGACCUUUUCACACUUUGGAGGCUUCCUGUUUUAUCCCUACGCCAGCCUCUCAGUGCGCUCCAAAGUGGAUUUCAGAGCCUAUCCGAGCGUCCACAGCCGGGACUACUUCACCUCCCCAAUAAUAUCCUCAUGUGUUCCUCCUGGUGGUGGGUUGAAAUAUCUUGUCCCUGAUUUGCUAACGCUGCCCAAAACAGAGCAGAUGAACUCGGUGGAAGAAGCUGAAAUGGACUGCAGUCAGGACGAGACACAAACAGGGACAGAAUUCUGACUUGCAACACUCGCACCUGCAGAAUUGAAAGGCCGUUUCAAAAGGAAAAUUUUGGGUUAUCGUGCAUAUUGGUCUCAUAUAAGUCUGAUAAAUCUGCAUUAUAUUGAAUACAUGACUUCAGAUUGAAUAACUGUGGUGUAAAGGGCAUUUUAUUUCAACCAGAUGUAACUUUGUUUAUGAAUAUCAUAUUAAAGGACCAGUGUGUAGGAUUCUGGUAGCUCUAUUGGCAGAAUCUAAGAACUGCCCUUCAUAUCUACAUAGGUAGCAGGUCGUCUUCCACAGAGCCCAGCAUGUUACACCGCCAUGUUUCUAUACAGUAGAUAAACCAAAUACUGGCCCUAGAGAGCGGCGCUUCGAUGUUUACAUGACCUGUAGGCCACUGUUGGUUCUCCUCCCACCUGCAUGUAAAGAUGGAUGUAGCCUCCGUGACUUCACCCAUAGGUUGUGGAGCCGUGGCUGUGCCAAGCAUACGCUCACACACCUGUCACUCAAAGCAGCACGCCCUCAUUUAUGCAGAUCUUUAAGCCUUAAUAAAAUUUGAAUCGGUGAGUUGUAUAAAAAUUCUCCCACCGUACAGUCGUCAUGAAGGAGGGAAGAAGCCGUUUCUUUCUGCUGGACAUUUUAGCAUGGGAGUCUAUGUGGAUUGACUCACUCAUGGAGCCAGACUCAAGGGGCCGUUCGAAGAACUGUUUUUGGCACUUAUGUCUUGGCUUCAUUUUUCAGUCUUGGAAGUUGCCGCUUGGUUCUCGUACUCACUUGGAAAGGGGACGGUGAGGGGAGCGGUAUUCAGUUGGUUGCAAUCUGCAACCUUACCACUAAACACCACUAAAUCCUACACACUGGUGAUUCAAAUUGUGAUUUUAUUGAGAUUAGGUGCAGCUUGGUGGAUGACAUGGAUGCUGAAAUAUUGUAAGAAAACUUUUUACACUUGAGCCCAAAAGCAUUUAACUGACAAAUUUUGGAUCUAAAUUUGGUGGAUAAAAUAUGAAUAAACCUGAGUAAAUUAAAAAAAUCAUUGCAAUACAUCUGAUCUGUAUAAGCUGUAUGAAGAUUUCCAGUGAAACUUUACAAUAAAUUAGUCAAAUUAUGUACUGUUUACACACACACACACACACACACACACACA
Seriola aureovittata is the source of this 2020-nucleotide messenger RNA. RefSeq lists its product as uncharacterized. The record is from RefSeq and is a predicted model, not a curated record. Bases 82 to 894 code for a protein of 270 amino acids. NCBI's taxonomy places the organism in Eukaryota, Metazoa, Chordata, Actinopteri, Carangiformes, Carangidae. The transcript has 3 exons.